CAAGCUCCGCCGACCCCUGCAAGGUGUACAGCAUGAUGGUUCUCGGCCUCGAGUAUCAAAAGCAGUUUAAUCUCUCCUUGCAGCCGGACUAAGAAGGGACCCCUCUUUUUUGGUAUCCUUCAAAUAUCAUUUCCUGGCACUGCGCGCGGAUCAUUCUAGCUAAUAAACCAUGCCAUUCGGUUUCUACUUCGACUUCACAUCUCUCAUUCCGCAAUGAUGCCGCAACAUCUCCGCAAUAUCGCCCUCACUAUCGAGUUCUUCGCGGUCCUUGCGCGAUGUGCACAUCUCAACUACACUGGGGAGGCUGUUACAACUCGCUUCUGGGACUGUUGUAAACCGUCUUGUGGUUGGAAUGGGAAGGCACAGUUCUCGAGACCGGUAGAAUCGUGUACGGCCGACGACAAGCCUACGGAUAUCGCCGCCGGUACUGGUUGCAACGGCGGUAGUGCGUUUCAGUGCUCCAACCAGCAGCCAUGGGCCAUCAACGACACUCUGUCAUAUGGCUAUGCUGGUGUCUACAUCACACCAGAUCUCACACAUGGAGGUAUCGAGGACGCCUGGUGUUGCGCAUGCUAUCAACUCAACUUCACCAGUGAGCCUUUGAUCGGCAAGAGCAUGAUUGUACAAGCCUCGAAUACCGCCUACGAUGUAACCAACGCGAAUCGGUUUUCACUUGCAGUCCCCGGUGGUAACACAACGUCAACGAAUGCAUGCGCCCAGCAAUAUGGCGUAUCUCAAUCUGUCUUUGGUGAAAACAUGGCGGGUGUCAAAUCCAUUGACGACUGCCAAAAUCUACCCGAAAACCUAAGAGCCGGUUGCGAAUGGCGCUUUGAUUGGUUCAAAGACGCAUCAUUUCCAAGUGCAAACUUCAAACGCGUGGUCUGUCCUUCGGAAAUUACAGCCAAGACAAACUGUAUCCGUAAUGACGAUAAAGUGCUUGCAGGCGAGGCGUCUUCCGCUCAGAGCCUCACGCCUAGCUCUUCCACUAUGGCUUUCUUCGCCGUCAUCAUACUAGGUUUAAUAUCGAUAUAGCGUCGGUGACGCGAGGCUUUGCAUCACGUUCUUUCGUUUUCACUAUCGUUACGUUGUUUCGAUUCCUCUCUGUCGUUCGUCUUUGUAGGCUGACUGGCUGGAGAUGUCAGAUGAUGGAGCUGGCUAGCCCAUCUUUCAUGCAUGGAUACCCUACCAAUAAAAAGACUCGUGUCGGAAGAGACAGCAUACCGCGUCCAGAACAGCACGCAGUCGUAUCUCCGCGAUCUUUCCAGUGUCGG
This is a messenger RNA of Alternaria alternata, 1271 nucleotides long. Its product is annotated as endoglucanase. Bases 214 to 1032 code for a protein of 272 amino acids. Gene Ontology annotation, biological process: carbohydrate metabolic process. NCBI's taxonomy places the organism in Eukaryota, Fungi, Ascomycota, Dothideomycetes, Pleosporales, Pleosporaceae. The transcript is spliced from 3 exons. The record is from RefSeq and is a predicted model, not a curated record. Gene Ontology annotation, molecular function: cellulase activity.